GUGUGGGUGGGUGGGGGGGUGUGUGUGGGUGUGGGGGUGGGGGUGGGUGUGGGUGUGGGUGUGGGUGUGGGUGUGGGUGUGGGUGUGAGUGUGGGUGUGGGUGUGGGUGUGGGUGUGGUAGUCUUCAGAUCAAGAACGGUCACACCCACACCCUCAAGAAAAUCGAAAAAAUGUUGAAAGAAUCAUUACUUUUGAAACAGUCGUUUUGAACUGUUUCUAUUGACCACAUUUUAAUGUCACUCAAACACUUUGAAUGAGUAUCUUUUAUUUUUCUACAACCCUAUUUCUACAAAUCAGAAAUUUAAUGAUUAUGUUAAAUAUUUUAUUCUUUUUUUGUUCUAGAAUAUUCCGCAGUGCUCAUCAAUUAUAUGCAAAUGAUAAUGAAUUUCAUAGUUUAUUUCUUUAUGCUCGACAUAAUCGUGCAAAACAAGGAAAUCUUCAUAUUGGUGAUUUGGUAGCUGAUAUUCAAUUAUAA
Rotaria sp. Silwood2 is the source of this 475-nucleotide messenger RNA. The record is from the annotation of a GenBank genome assembly. NCBI's taxonomy places the organism in Eukaryota, Metazoa, Rotifera, Eurotatoria, Philodinida, Philodinidae.